This is a messenger RNA of Didymodactylos carnosus, 2328 nucleotides long. The record is from the annotation of a GenBank genome assembly. Lineage: Eukaryota; Metazoa; Rotifera; Eurotatoria; Philodinida; Philodinidae.
AUGUCUACUCGUCGUUAUCCGUCGAUCGGUUUUACUUAUUACUUACUUAUGCGUCUAAAAAAUUUUCUUCAAAGUGAAACAAGAAAAAAACAUUCUAUUGUGAAACGAUUAAAACAAUUAUUAUUAACAAAAUUCUUAUAUUAUUUUGAAACUGAUCAUGAACAGUUGAAUUUAUUAAAAAUGCAUUCAUAUCUGGACCCUGCCGGCUUUUCAGUAUUGAGUGAUAAAGACAAACGGUCGAUCGAACAAGAUAUGAAAACAAUGGUUGCCGAUGAUAUUUCGCGUACAACUCGAUCAACACCACGUUCAUCACUCAGUGACAGUACUGUGGCAACUACACCAACGCUAGUCAACAAGUCAAAGCGAUCUGCAAUGGAUGCUUUCCAUGAAUCAAUCGGCGAUUAUAUUCAUGAAGGAAAUGUUUCUGAUAUCAGCCAAAGAGCUACGAUUAUUGAUGAAGUUCGGAAUUAUCGACAAACGGUAACGAAAUUUAAUCUCAAACACAAACCAGACGAAUUAUCUGCAACAGUAUUUUGGGGAAAAUAUAAUCACUGCUUUCCUCUAUUAGGAAAAUUGGCUAAAAAGCUUUUGAGUACGCCGGCAACAUCAGUGCCGAGUGAAAGUGCCUUCUCAUUAUCAGCGUUUUUGGGUCGUAAAGAACUUGAGAAAAUAGAAGUUUUGCCUGAAUUAUGUUGUAUAUGCGAUCAUAAUGUAGUUAAAUUCAGUAUCAAUAUAGCUCAACUGCCUGUCACGCAAUAUAGUAGAAAGAUCUACGAUUAUAGAAGAGCAAAUUGGGAUGUUUUUCGUGAUAAAUUAGCCGAAUUGGAUUGGUAUGAGCUAGUUGAGGAUGGAGGAUUAGAUAAUAGUGUUCUGCUAGUUGAAAAAAUGAUCUUAUGGAUAGCUGACUUUGUGGUACCGCAUAAAAUUAUUGUGGUUAAAUCUAAUGAUCGCCCUUGGUUUAAUGAGAAUUUACGAGAACUACUAAAGAAAAAAUAUGAGCUUUAUAAAAUCGAUUGUAGAUUUAAGACGACAAGUUCGGCGGCCAAUUCGAGAAGAGCUUCACAUGAUUUUGAGAAAGCGUGUAAAGCCGCAAAAAAAGAAUAUUAUCUGAAGUUAUCAGCUGAGAUGAAUUCGUCAUCCAAACUCUGGUGGCGUCAAGUUAAAAACACAUUAAAUAAAAUCAACAAUAUUUCCAUUCCACCUCUUUUUGACAGCUCUUCAAAAGAACUAAUGAUAGAUCCGGGAAAAAAGGCUGAGCCGCUAAACAAAUAUUUCGCAAUGGUUUGCUCAAUGCCACUUAACGAGGUUAAUGAUGUGCCGUUAGUUGUUCCAACAUCCAGCAAAUUCUCGAUGACGAAAUUUCAUAUUUUUGAGAGUGUUGGAUUACUGUGUAGAAUUGAUUGUAGUAGAGCUAGUGCGCCUGGUCUGUCAGCGAGAAUAGUUAGAGAAGCUGCGCCUGUCAUAACUCCGAUGAUAACCUAUUUAUUUAAUCAAUCUCUAGAACAGGAACAGUUUUCUAAAACUUGGAAACUUGGCUAUAUUACAUCGAUUUUUAAGUCAGGCGAUCCUCAUGAAGUGAAUAAUUAUCGUCCUAUAACCUUACUGCCUGUUUUGUCAAAAAUACUUGAGCGUUUGAUUCAUCGGAAAGUGUAUGGAUAUUUAACAAAUUACAACCUUCUAAGUACGAACCAGUCAGGAUUUAGGCAUGGUGAUUCUACUAUUAAUCAAUUGAUCGCCAUAGUUCAUGAGAUCUUAUUAGCUUUUGAUAAUAGUGAACGAGUCUUAAGUGUUUUUCUAGAUUUUCGUAAGGCAUUUGACACCGUUUGGCAUAAGGGUUUACUAGUAAAGUUAAAAGCAAAAGGAUUACCACCGUCCUUAGUGAAUUGGUUUGGAAGCUAUCUCUCAAAUAGAGAAAUUGUGACCACGGUAGACGGUAUUACAUCGUCAGCAAGAAUUGUUGAUAGAAGAGUGCCCCAAGGCUCGGUCUUGAGACCGCUACUGUUCUUGAUUUUUAUUGAUAAUCUUGGUGAUAAUGUUAGUGCCACAAUGCGAUUGUUUGCUGACGAUGCCUCACUCUACCGCGUUACAGAGAAAAAUGAUAUUAGAAAAGUUAUAGACCAAGUAAAUAAAGAUUUACUCUUAAUUUAUGAAUGGUCUAUAACUUGGAAAUUGUACUUAAAUAUUGAUAAAUGUAAAGCUAUGAUUUUUUCUAUUCGUGAACGCGAUACUCUCGCUUCGCUACCACCCGUCUUGAUCAAUAAGUCGCCUAUCUCUUAUGUUGUUGAACAAAAACAGUUAGGCUUAAUUUUAAGGUCAAAUCUAGACUAG